AUGCAGGAAACUGAGCCUUGGCAGCAGUGGGGACAGGCUCUGCCGGGCGUCCGGCCCACCUCCGUCACUGCCCCGCUGGACCUGGAGUACCUCUUCAGGUGCAGCGGGAAACCAGACGCCGAAGCCACGCAGAUCAAGAUCUGUGUGGCGUACCGCCGCGGUGCAACUCGCAAGGCCCGCGUUAGCCUGGAGGAGUUCCUGGAGGCGCUGAUGGAUGGAGGGCGACCUGGCAGCUUCAACUUGUACAACUAUGAAGACAAAGUCGGCCUCCAGCAAGCCAGUCAGCAGUUCCAUGCCCAUACCACAAAAUGGCCACUGGAACAGAAACCCGACAAGGGAAAGAAGGCCAUGUAUACUGAAGGAAACACCGCCAAUGAUGAAGACACCUACAACGAAUGGAAAGUUUACCUAGAAAAGGUGUUUGCGGUGGACGAUCAUGACGAUGACACUUACAAUGACGAUGACACCUACAAUGACGAUGACACUUACAAUGACGAUGACACCUACAAUGACGAUGACACCUACAAUGAUGAAGACACCUACAACGAAUGGAAAGUUUACCUAGAAAAGGUGUUUGCGGUGGAAGAUCAUGACGAUGACACUUACAAUGACGAUGACACUUACAAUGACGAUGACACUUAUAAUGAACGGAAGGAUCUCCCGGAAAGGGUGCUUACGGUGAAAGAUAAAGACUUUGGCGAGGCGGCGCACGAGGUUGUGGAAGCCUCUGAUGUCGAUGCAACAGAAGAGGAGGAAGCCUCAAAUGUUCCUGCCGCGAAAGAGGAAGAAGAAGAAGCCUCUGAUGCUGGUGACGCAGAAGAGAAAGAAGCCUCUGAUGUUCCUGCCGCAGAGGAUGAAGAAGCCUCUGAUGUCGGUGCCGCAGAGGAUGAAGAUGCCUCUGAUGUCGGUGCCGAAGGAGAGGAGAAAGUCUCUGAUGUUACCGCCGCAGAGGAAGAAGAAACCUCUGAUGUUCCUGCCGCUGAAGCGGAAGAAGCCUCUGAUGUUACCGCCGCAGAGGAAGAAGAAACCUCUGAUGUUCCUGCCGCUGAAGAGGAAGAAGCCUCUGAUGUUACCGCCGCAGAGGAGGAAGAAACCUCUGAUGUCGGUGCCGCUGAAGAGGAAGAAGCCUCUGAUGUUACCGCCGUAGAAAAGGAAGAAACCUCUGAUGUCGGUGCCGCUGAAGAGGAAGAAGCCUCUGAUGUUACCGCCGCAGAGGAGGAAGAAACCUCUGAUGUCGGUGCCGCUGAAGAGGAAGAAGCCUCUGAUGUUCCUGCCGUAGAAAAGGAAGAAGCCUCUGAUGUUCCUGCCGCAGAGGAGGAAAAAGCCACUGAUGUCGGUGCCACAAGAGAGGAGGAAGCCUCUGAUGUCGGUGCCGCAGAAGAGGAGGCACCCCUGCACGGAGAAGCCUCUCGGGGCGAAGUCCAUUCACCAGUGACCGUCCCUGCCGCCCCCGCCACAGCUUCCCUCGCCUACCGCAGCCUCACCGUGGCGCAGAGAUUCAUCUCCCGCCUCGCAGGACCCAGUGACCGCCAGCUGGAGGACCUGCGGCGGAGCCACGGCGUCAGCAUCGUGCGGGUCAGGCGAACCCUGCACAUCAAGGGCAACAGGGACGCCGUUCUGCGAUGCCACCGAGACAUACGCGACGAGAUCGCCGAGUGGCGGAGGCGCGAGGCCGCUGAGGCUCAGUAAGCGAGCCACGGACAUGCCUGUGACCCGUGACGGCCGCCUUAGCACCAUGUUUCUUAGCAUUUCUUAUCAUUUCUUGUCUUUCUUAUCAAUCUAGAUAUUCUGUUGUUG
Molecule: messenger RNA, 1797 nt
Organism: Eriocheir sinensis (Chinese mitten crab)
Lineage: Eukaryota; Metazoa; Arthropoda; Malacostraca; Decapoda; Varunidae
Exons: 3
Coding region: 1-1689 (562 amino acids)
Source: RefSeq, a predicted model, not a curated record